UAAACAUAGCACUGAUAACCUUCUCCCAAUACAUUUAUGUCUGGUUAACUUAAGCUAUGCAAUACCUGCCAUCAUCAUUUUGAAGUGCCGCUCACGUUUCCGUCCACAUAAUUCGGAUAAAUUUGCGCUCCACAUCCGUUUCCGAGAUAAUUGUAGGAAUUUCUAUUUUGCAGUACUGUUAAUAAACAAAUUCAUAUUGCAUAGCCGCAAAACUUUUGCAGUUAUACUUAUGGUUAAGCACGCAGAAAGUACUGUACUGCACUGCAGGUGAAAAAGUUCGGUACGGUGUUAUCGAUACCCAUUAUGAACUGUUGGCCUUUUGGGACAUAUUUGGAAUUUAGGACCGUGCCGCAAAAACGUUUGAUAUAAUAAUUAUAAAAUAUGAACAUCGCACUUGAGAAAUAUAUGCAUAUAAUUUGCUUACUGGAAUGUUUAUUCUGCGGAAACCAUAUAGUGGAGGCUUCCGACGCCCAGCACGAUCUCAUCAGGGAACUGUUCCUCAACCGCAACUACGAUCACCUUACUCGUCCCGUCGACGAUCCGAGCGAAAAAGUCAUCGUACAUUUUAACCUAACCUUGAAUAUUCUCGUUUUCGUGAAUGAUAUGGAUCAAGUGAUGAAAACCAAUGGUUAUCUCGAUCUUGCCUGGAGUGAUAAACGCUUAAUUUGGAAUCCAGCGGAACACGGCGGCAUCCAAGUCCUGCGACUUCCUGUAGAGAAAGUCUGGCAACCGGAUAUCGCCCUAACCAAUACUGUGGACGGUCAAUUUUGGCCCAGCUAUAAAUCAAACGCUCUUAUUUAUAGCGAUGGCAAUGUACAAUGGGUCCCCCCAUUUAUAUUUAAAAGUGGAUGCGACACAAAUCCAUAUUAUUUUCCAUUUGAUCGACAAGUGUGUAACAUGGUCUUCCGAUCGGUGACCUAUCAUGCCAACGAAGUAGAUUUUGAGACGGAAAAGAAUAUGAUGCUGAAGGACUACGCCGAGCAACCCAGCGGAAGUUGGCAUGUUGUGGCGGUUCCAUUGAAAAAGCAGUACCGUAUUGAAAACCGCAAAUAUGGCCGAAUCCCCAUUGUCACCGUCCAACUGGACCUAAAGGCCGCCCGCAGAACCAAAUUUUAUGUUAUGACCUUUCUGUUGCCCUGUGUCUGUAUUGCUCUGCUUACAAUAUUUAUUUUCUACCUACCAAUAGCUUCCGGCGAAAAGCUCUGCAUUGCCAUAUCGAUCCUGUUUUCCAUCGUCGUGUUUUUGUUAAUUCUGAUCGAAAUUCUGCCGCCUUCCGACUCGCUGCCCCUGAUGACCAAGUUUCUUGUCUUCACAUUUGUAUGCAAUUUGAUUUCCUCAUUCUUUACUACAAUCUCUGUUAACUGGACAUUUCGAAGUAAGAAGACCCACGUCAUGGCAUUGUGGAUAAGAAAAAUAUUUUUGGACCGUUUACCGAGAUAUUUGCGGAUGCAGCGACCGCAAAAGCCGGUGAAGAAGAAACUUUUUGAAAACCAACCGGAAGCAGCAUUCGAACCUACCACACAAAUUGCUCAGCUGGGGAAGAAGGGUCGCAGUGUGCAUUUUUCUUCAGGAAAACCAUCAGUGGAUCCGGGAACGACAAAUGCAGAUAAAUUUCCUCUAAGUGCGGAGUUGCCGAACUAUCGAAGUUGUUUUGAAAAUACAGCAUAUUAUGCAGCGGUGAAUAGUGAACGGACGGCAAUACUGCACGAACUACACGAGCUGGGACACUUCUUUACCCAGUUUCCCGGAUAUCCGAGUGCCCUUGAAAACGUUGCAUAUAUUGCGAAAAAUCUGGAAAACCAAGACGCUGAUAACGAUGUCACAGAUGACUGGAAAUUUGCGGCAAUGGUCGUUGACCGGCUACUGCUGUGGAUAUUCCUGAUGGGAAACAUUCUCGGUUCCUUGAGCAUAUUGCUGGAUUCACCUUAUUUGUUCGAACCUUUAAACGCAUCGGAAGCACAACAUAAUCUGAUCCGAGAACUGUUCCUCGUUCGCCGAUACGACCACUUAAGCCGACCCGUCGACCAUCCCAGCCGGAAAUUGAUUGUACACUUCAGCGUAACUUUAAACAUACUUGUGUUUGUGAGUGAUCAAGGCCAGGUGAUGAAAACCAAUGGCUAUUUUCACUUGACAUGGACCGACAUGCGGCUGAAAUGGAAACCGGCUGAUUAUGGGAACAUCGAAACAUUCCGGUUCCCUGUCCAGCGAGUGUGGCAGCCAGACAUUGCGUUGACCAAUAUUGUGGAUGGACAAUUCUAUCCCAAUUAUUUUUCCAAUGUUCAAAUUUCUCAUGACGGCACAGUGCAAUGGGCGCCGCCUUUUAUUUACAAGAGCACCUGUGAAACCGACCCAUAUUAUUUUCCAUUCGAUAGGCAGCUGUGCCACAUGGUAUUCCGCUCCUUAACCUACACCGCCAACGAAGUGGACUUUGAGAUUGACAAAGAAAUGAUCCUCAAGGACUACUUUGAGCAGCCCAGCGGAAGUUGGGAUGUCACCGAUGUCCCGCUGAAGAAAUCCUAUCGCGCUGAACGCCGCAAGUAUGGCACUGUUCCAAUCGUAACCGUCCAGCUGCACAUGACUGUCGCCCGCAAAUGGGACUUCUACGUAGUCACUUUCCUCUUGCCCUGCCUCUGCAUCGCCUUGCUGACCGUACUCAUCUUUUUUGUACCGAUUGCCUCCGGGGAGAAGCUCUGCAUCUCCGUAUCCAUCCUGUUUUCGGUUGUGGUUUUCUUGCUGAUCCUCACUGAGAUCCUGCCUCCAUCGGAAUCACUGCCACUUAUGACGCGAUUUCUCGUCUUUGUAUUUCUGUGUAAUCUGGUAUCGGCAUUUCUGACAACAGUGAUUGUGCAGUGGAGUUAUCGCAGUCAAAAGACCGAUCGGAUGGGCACAUGGACCAGAAAGAUUUGUCUGGAGUUUCUACCGAAAAUUCUCUGUUUGGAACGUCCGGAGCGGAAGAGCAAAAGAACGCUCUUCCGGUCCAGUAAUGCCUGCCAGCCGGCAGGUAAACCGAAUACAGUAUCGCUACCCGUAUCGGCUUCUUUCGAUGUUCCGCCGCGACCGCGGCGAGUUCAGUUCGCCGGAUACCACGGCUCACUGGAGCGAUUAAGGAAAAGGUCACAGACAGUGUCCAGUUUCUAUCCGACUCGAAGCGUGCGCAAGCGAACACGCCUUCCGGGUGAGCAGAUGGCCGUUUACUUGGCUGAGUAUUUCUCUUAUUUCCAUGGAUUUAAGGAUGCGCUAGAGAGUGUUGCGUUCAUUGCCAAGAACUGCGAGCGUGGCGAACAUGAAACCGAGGUUAUCGAUGAUUGGAAAUAUGCAGCUAUGGUGGCAGACCGGCUUUUACUAUGGAUAAUGUUAGCCGGAAAUAUCGCCGGAUGCCUUAGCAUUCUUCUUGAUUCACCCUACAUUUUUGCCCCUGUGAUAACUCCCCAACAAACUGCAGGCUGAUCAUGAUGAACAACUUUGGAAUUGCUUGCCAGCAGUUUUGAUAACUCUUUCAAAUGCAUUUGGCUAGUUUGGCGCAACGCACAUUUGUGAUUUGUGAAUCCCGAUACGUUGCGGAAGGUUUAUG
Messenger RNA from Paramacrobiotus metropolitanus, 3571 nucleotides. RefSeq lists its product as uncharacterized. Gene Ontology annotation, biological process: regulation of membrane potential; nervous system process; signal transduction. Gene Ontology annotation, molecular function: acetylcholine-gated monoatomic cation-selective channel activity; transmembrane signaling receptor activity. Gene Ontology annotation, cellular component: neuron projection; synapse; postsynaptic membrane. Lineage: Eukaryota; Metazoa; Tardigrada; Eutardigrada; Parachela; Macrobiotidae. The record is from RefSeq and is a predicted model, not a curated record. The coding region runs from base 382 to 3447 and encodes 1021 amino acids. The transcript has 15 exons.